Messenger RNA from Caenorhabditis angaria, 1757 nucleotides. The record is from the annotation of a GenBank genome assembly. NCBI's taxonomy places the organism in Eukaryota, Metazoa, Nematoda, Chromadorea, Rhabditida, Rhabditidae.
AUGGCUAUGAUCGAUAUUGGAGGAUUUUGUAGAGUAAGUUCUUUAUUUUUGUAAUAAUUUCUAGACAUCUGAAAUAAUUUUCAGCGAAGGAAAUUCUUCAUAGUUCUUUUUGCUGCUUCAAUUUUGGUUUAUCUGUUGCUUUUCACACUUGGAGAUGAAGCUUCAAAAUCUGAGAAAAUUAGAGAAAAUUCUGAGGAACAGAUAAAAAUUCCACAAACCCACACAUUCAUCCAUAAUGUAUACUACUAUCCAAAAUCCACAUCGUGAGUUUUUCAAAAAAAAAAAUUAGUUCCUUUUAACCCCAGGGAAUUUUUCAGUUUGGGAGAAAAUGCGUUGGCUUUUGUGAUGGCGAUGGAUAAACGGGCGGCUCCGGAUAUCACAAAACAUCGGAUUUCAGUGAUUGGCACAGAUUCGCAGGGAAAUGAGAGGAAGACUAAUAUGACUCUCACUGUGUAAGUAAAAAAUAACUGGACUUAUGUACGUUAUAUAAUUUUUUUACAGCGAGGCCGUUGAAAACGCGAGAUGUGAUUAUCAAAUGACACUUGGCCAGACUAACACAAUCAAUGAUUUGAGAAUUUUGGAAAUUGAAUCGGAUGAAAAUGGCUCAAGAGUUCAGAUCCCUUUCAAACUUCCCAAAAAACACGCGCCAAGCCCGGUGAUUUUUUGUAUUUCUCCGCAAUUCGUAGCCGAGCAGUGGCAAGCAUUUUUGGCCCAGGUUCAUGUGUCGAAAAGGUUUUUUUCACUUUCAAUCGGAACUUUUUCAAAAAAUAGUUUUCUUCUCCAGAUUUGGAGCUCAUCUUCACAUCUACAUUGUCAGCAUUCUUGAUUCGUACUACAAUCUUCUGAAACAAUAUGAAAAACGUGGAUACAUCACAAUCGAUCAGUGGCUGAACAUUAAAUUCGCGCAUACAUCUGGCGAUUAUUUGGAGCCGAAUCGAAAUGUGGAAUUGAGAAAUCAAGCAGCUGCGCAGACGGAUUGUCUUCUUCAAUACAAACAAUCUGCUCACUAUAUCGCAUUUUUGGACAUGGAUGAUUUGAUAAUGCCGUCACGGGCUGGAAAUUAUUAUGAAGAAUUUGUGCGAGAAUUCCAAGGAAACCCACUGAUCAGUGCAAUUUAUUAUGAAAAAUAUGACUUUGAAGUUGAAAAAGUGCCAAAAAUGACAGAUCAAUCGAUAAGCGCUAUAGUUCGCUCGGCGAAAUUGUUGAAAACCAAAGACUUGGGAAAACCUGUAGUGCGACCGAUUCACUACAAUUCCACGUGGCUACAUUAUUCGAUGAAUGCGAACACAAAAGAGAAUAAAAGAUGGACUCGUGGGGUGAAAAAUGGGGUGUUCCAUUUUAAGAAAAUGAAUAUGGCCGAGCCAAAAGAUGUGAGCCAGAUGGAAAUUCCAAAAGCUUUGGUCAGAGAUGGGAGUUUGAUCAGCGAAGAACAUCUGAAUGAGAUUGAUAGAGAUCUAGAGAAUCUGAUGGAGGAUCCAGAAUUUCGUCGAGUUGCUACAAGUCUGCCAAAUGAAGAAUUCUACAUGCCAAUCGUAUUUGAUUGUUAUAACAAAUCUUUUUAUCAUAGGAGAGAACUGGGGCUUCUGGAUACCACAAAAUUGUGUAUAAAUGCAUAUGAUUGUGUACUUCCACAAAGAGAGGAUAAGAAAUGUAUACAUUCCGAUGCGAUUUAUCAAUCCGGACCGCCCAUGUACCCAAUAACUUUUCAUUUUGCUAAAUUUUAUACAUUUUCUGAAAAUAUAGGAUGUUAUCAAUGA